Scatophagus argus is the source of this 5900-nucleotide messenger RNA. RefSeq names its product contactin 4 (gene cntn4). NCBI's taxonomy places the organism in Eukaryota, Metazoa, Chordata, Actinopteri, Scatophagidae. The transcript is spliced from 23 exons. Bases 430 to 3519 code for a protein of 1029 amino acids. The record is from RefSeq and is a predicted model, not a curated record. Gene Ontology annotation, molecular function: protein binding.
GACACUUGACGCAUCGGAGUGAGGGAGCACACCGGAGCUUCACUUUCCAAAAUGCAACCUGCGAGACGCCACGCCGUCAGCUACUUGUACUACUGACACUGAGAGAGAGAAAGAGGAGCAGGAAUGGAGGUACAGUAGUGGAGCCGCGCAGAACAGCACAGAACAGCACAGCCCGUGAAUGUAGCGCUGCACUGAAGACAGAGCUGCCUCUUUGCGCACAAGUCUGACGGAUAUUUUUGGCCGGGAGCGUCGACAGUGAUGUCUGUGUGUGCAGAAUUUUGUUCAGUGACAAAAUACGGAUUAAUUUAAGGCUCUGAAUUCCCCGCGGACAUUACUGCUGUGAACAGGCUGGAAAACCAGAAAGGUGCAAAUCGGAUUCCAUACGUCUGUGAUUGGAUGUGAGACUACUUUGACCCUACAAAAUUGAAGAUGAUGUUGCUAUGGAAACUGCUGGUGCUGCAGUCACUUAUGGGGUGCCUUGCAGAGAGCAGCGUCCUGCAGAGUCCUGCUUUCACGAAGCAGCCCGGGAGCAUUGUGUAUCCUGUGGAGACCCUGGAGAGGAACAGGGAGGUGGUGUUCAGCUGUGAAGCCCAGGGAAGCCCGCCUCCAAUCUACCGGUGGAAACUGAAUGGCACAGAAAUCAUCCCCAAAUCUGGAUCUCACUACAGCCUUUCUGGAGGCAACCUCAGAAUCAGCCAUCUGAACAAAGACCAAGAUGCUGGAACGUAUCAGUGCCUCGCCUCCAACUCUUUCGGGACCAUUGUCAGCCGAGAGGCCAGUCUAACCUUUGCAUAUUUGGAAAACUUCAAGACUCACAAAAGAAGCUCUGUGUCUGUCCGUGAAGGUCAAGGAGUGGUUUUGCUGUGUGGCCCACCAUCACAUUCCGGAGAUCUGGUAUUUUCCUGGAUCUUUAAUGAGUACCCGACCUUUGUGAAGCAGGAUACUCGCCGCUUCAUCUCACAGGAGACGGGGAAUCUGUACAUUGCCAAAGUGGAGCCCUCGGAUGUUGGCAACUACACCUGUGUGGUGACCAACACCGUCACUAAGACCCGAGUCCAGGGUCCACCCACUCCGCUAGUGCUCCGUAGCGACGGUGUGAUGGGUGAAUAUGAACCAAAGAUUGAAGUUCAGUUUCCGGAGGUUGUUCAUGUUGCCAAAGGAUCCACUGUGAAGCUGGAAUGCUUCGCUCUGGGAAACCCGGUACCAUCCAUAAACUGGAGGAGAGUGGACAACGUUCCCUUCCCCAGGAAAGUGGACAUGAGGAAGGCCAGUGGCGUCUUGGAAAUCCCAUAUUUCCAACAGGAGGACGCUGGCACAUAUGAGUGUGUGGCCGAGAACUCCAGGGGAAUGAACAUGGUGAAAGGAAAGCUCUCUUUCUACGCCCCUCCUCAUCUCAUUGAGAAACCCCAAGAUGUCCAGAAGCUCAUUGAUGACUCGCUGGUGUGGGAGUGUAAAGCCACAGGGAAGCCGAAGCCGUCUUACAGGUGGAUGAAAAAUGGAGAGAACCUGGAGUCCGCAGAGGAGCGCAUACAGGUUGCCAGUGGAGCGUUGUCAAUCAGUCGCCUGACCCUGUCCGACACAGGAAUGUACCAGUGUGUGGCUGGGAAUAAGCACGGCGAGGUCUACUCCAAUGCAGAGCUCCGAGUUAUAGCCGUUGCCCCAGAUUUCUCUCACAACCAAGUGAGGAGCCAGACUCUGGUAAAGGUAGGAGGAGACGCGCUCAUCGAGUGCAAGCCCAAGAUGUCUCCUUGGGGUGUGGUCUCUUGGCGGAAGGGCAGCGAAGCACUUCAAGAAAGUAACAGGGUCUCCAUUCUGAGCAACGGUAACCUUCGGAUAUGGAAUGCAACCAAAUCUGAUGCAGGUCUCUACACCUGUGUGGCAAGAAACCAGUUUGGUGUGGCAAGCAGCACAGGAAGCAUCACAGUUAAAGAGCCAACCAUCAUAACCACCCAGCCAACCACACUGGAUGUCACCGUGGGGGAGAGUGUGGUCCUGCCCUGUCAAGUGAGCCAUGACCCAUCUCUGGAGCUCAAAUUCACCUGGUUCUUCAACGAGCAGCUCAUCCACUUUGGGAGUCACGGUGGAUUUUUUGAAAAAGUGGGAGGCCAGCAUUCGGCAGGAGACAUUAUGAUUCGAAAUAUCCAGCUGAGGCAUGCAGGGAAGUACACGUGUGCCGUACAAACUAAGGUGGACAGCAUUUCCAUUGCUGUUGACUUGGUUGUCAGGGGUCCCCCGGGGCCUCCCACCAGCAUCCAUGUAGAAGAAAUCACUGAUACCACAGCUUCUCUGUCCUGGAGGCCUGGUCCUGAUAAUCACAGUCCAAUUACAGCAUACACCAUCCAGGCCAGGACACCAUUUUCCCUCGGGUGGCAGGCUGUCACCACAGUUCCUGAGGUGGUGGGGGGCCACCAGCUGACAGCUACAGUAAUAGACCUGAGCCCUUGGGUGGAGUAUGAGUUUCGAGUCCUGGCAAGCAACACCAUCGGGACCGGCGAGCCCAGCAAGCCAUCUAAACAAGCAAGGACAAAGGGGACCUCUCCGAAGGUCACACCGGCUAAUGUGAGUGGAGGCGGUGGCAGUCGCUCCGAAUUAGUCAUCACAUGGGAGCCGGUUCCAGAAGAGCUGCAGAAUGGACCAGGUUUCGGCUACGUUGUGGCUUUUCGACCGCACGGCGCAACAGGAUGGAUGCAGGCUGCUGUACCAUCAGCUGAAGCGUCCAGAUACGUCUUUAAAAAUGAGAGUAUUCAGCCUUUCUCGCCUUUCCAUGUGAAGGUCGGGGUUUACAACAAUGAGGGGGAAGGGCCAUUUGGACCUGUCACCACUAUCUACUCUGCUGAGGAAGAGCCUGGCCGAGCGCCCACCAGGGUCCGUGCCAAGAGCCUCUCUGCAUCCGAGAUUGAAGUUUCGUGGAAGGCUUUGCCCUGGAAUGCCAGCAAAAAAAGAGUGCUGGGCUAUGAGCUGAGGUACUGGAGUAGAAGUGAGAGGGAAGACACAGCCAGUGUGCAAAGAACUGUAGGAAAUCAAACGUCUGCUAUUAUUCGCGGGGUGAAAGGCAGCACCACAUAUUACAUCUCAGUGAGGGCGUACAACACUGCUGGAACAGGGCCUCCCAGCUCCACCGUCAAUGUCACAACCAAAAAACCACCGCCCAGUCAGCCGCCAGUUAAAGUGAUGUGGAACACGUCAAACUCCAAGAUCAUACUGAACUGGGAGCAGGUCAAAGCCCUGGAGAAUGAGUCAGAGGUCACAGGCUACAAAGUGCUCUACAAGAAGAAUCGACACAGCCGGCCCAAUGUCAUGGAAACCAACACCACUUCUGUGGAGCUCGCCCUGCCCACUGAUGAGGAUUAUAUCAUCCAGAUAAAGCCAUUUGGAGAGGGAGGGGAAGGCAGCAGUAGCAGGCAGAUCACCAUCCCAAGGAUACCAGGCCCCAAUGCAGUCGGCUCAGCGUCCAAGGUCUCCACUCUGUCAGCCCUCAGUACAAUAGCACUGUCUUUCACAGCGCGGACAUCUUUAUGACAAACAGCUCCCAGCAGAUGUUGCAUUUGAUGUGCAGACAGCUCUAUGGUGGAACGCAAACACAGCCCACUCUGGUGUAACUAGAUCCAUUCAUUUAGAUUUUAGAGGCAGAAGGAAAAUGCUGACGAAAAAAAAAAAUGCGCCAUUGAGAUGACAGAGAAGGAGUCCCCUUCAGCACCCAGGCUAAGUAAAGGAGAAUGACCGAUGUCGUGACUAUGUUGUUACCAAAGCAGCUUUCAUAAAAAAAUAAGUGAGUAAAAUAAAGAGAAAAAUGUCUUAUAUGCAUCUUUUUGUAUGACAUGUUGAGCUUUUAUAGAUUUUUUUUCCUAAUCAAUUUGAAGUGGGUCUGGGCUUAUGGGGGCAAGAACAAUUAAGUGCAUGUCAAACAGCAUCAUCAAAUUUCCUGGUCUGAAGGUUAAGAAUGUGAUUUGACUGCACACCUUUUGUCUUCUAAAAUAAUAUAGUACUUGUGAUUUUGAUUCUAACAGGCCAGAGAUGGUUUUUCCUUCUUCAAGUGAAUGAACUUAACUGUUAUCUGUUACAUCUCUGCAUUUCUGUUUCAAUGAUAGUUCAAAAAUAUUUCAUUCAGAGGACUACAUGGACAUGUUUGGUGUUUGUCACUGCUGGUCAUCUAGCCAAGUAGGCUACUGUAUGUGAAGAAAGGAUUAGCAUUCAAAAUCAUUCGACUCUUGACAGCACAUGCAAAUGCUUUACUAUAAGACUACUGGUAAAGUGUUGGCAUUUGCACACUGGACAAAGUAAGCCAGUUAAAGUUGAAAAAAACUCCUACAUUAUUAAUAGUUAUAUAAAAGGCUGGGAUUUAUACUCACAUACCUUCCCACGUACUUUGAAUUACAAGUCGUUAUAAUCAUUCCCCCUGUCCACACAGGCCCUUCAUGGCAUAACUACAGUGCUAAAUUGAGUGUCAAAAUCCACAGUCCUGCACAAAAAGGCUUACUAAAGUUCAGCCUAAUUUGUUUGCUAAAUGAGUUUGUUGUUUUGCAAAGUUUGUUUUUUUCAUAUGAAAUUCCCUUUUCUGUUUUUCCUAUAAAUGUUUCCUUGUUGAGGUGCACCAGAGGGCCACCUAUUGGCUUCUGCUUGAACUCUAGAACUUUGCACAUAAAGAGGACUUUAAAAGACACGAUAGUUGCACUCAAAGGGGAUUCCUUCAUGGCCAUUGGGGACAGACAGAAUGAUUCAAAUGACAAAUAACUUUCUGCAUACAGCAUGAAAACACAAAGAGGAAUCCUAACCUUAACAUGCUGGAUGCUAAGGUGUUAGCAUGCAAUGUUUUUUGAUGCUAAUCCUCUCUGGGAAGGUGAUCAAGAACUCCCAAAAGGUUGAUGAGGUCCACAAAGCCAACCAUGUGAUAGUUACUGAGCUUAUUACCAGAAGUUGCAUCAUGCUGUUUUGGAGAGCUUCUACCCUGGAUACUGGUGACUAGACCAGCCUUGUGGUUGUCUCAUGCUCCUCGUUCGUUCAGUUAGCCCUGUGUCUAGAGCUAUUCUUUGCCUUCUGUGUGCCUCAUCAUAUGUAAAAAAUCCUCAGGUCCUUGAAGAGCCUUAACUUAUCAUAUGUAUAUCAAAAACAUUAGAAACAUAGAACUAAGAAGCAGCUGCAGUGAUGUUUACAUGCUGCUGUGUUGAUAGUUACUGUAUGUGGUCAGGAUGGGUGUGUGGGUGGGGGUCCAGCAUCCUUUUUGCAAUUCCGAGGUUACUGAGGUUAGUUUGAAUGACAUACUGCUGUUUCACAUUGGAUAUUGGCAAUAUAACGAGGGCCUGGUGCAUUUUUAUAGGUGUGUAUUCUUAAUUAAAGACAAUGCUGCUGAUAUUUUCCUUUUCCCAUAGUGUCCUGAUGCCAUGUGGGAGUGCUGUGCUACAGAGGUACAGUGCAGUCUGUAUGUAGCUUGUAAUCCAGUUAAGUAGUUUGUACUUUGAAGGGAAGUGUACUCUAGGCUAUUGGGUCUUGCUCAGAAUCAUGCAUCAAGAAAUGUGUAAUAUAUUGUUUUGUACACUUCAAAUCAUUUAUAUAAAAGAACCUUUCUAAAGAGAUGAUUUACUCGGUUUUUAUGUAUGACUAUGUUUCACAGUGUAGCUAACUGUCGCUCAGCAUGACUGUGCUUUGUCCUCUUCUCUCCAUCUGCAAACCGACUGAAUGGCUUUAGAAACAUGCAAGGUUCAUGCAUCUGAUAGGUUUGUGUAAUUACUGUAUGUGUACCAUGAAAUCUGAACCAUGGUCAGCUCCAUGUCUAUGCUUCUGUCUCAGUCAGCCCCUCUGAAAUAUACUGGGUCUACUGUCCAUAUACGCUCUACACGAGGGUUUCUUCUGUUGUUGUUUGUUGUUUAUACUGUGUUAAUAAAGUUUAUUGAUUUAUAGGACAA